GGGCACCAGAUGCCGUCAACCUGUGGGUGGCCGGGCCCCGGGGGAGCCAGGACGUGGGCGGGCGCUCGGCAGGUGCCCCGCGGCGGAGCGCGCAGGGGCGUGGUGGGAGGUGCUGGGCGCAAGGCCCCAGGUGGCCGCCAGCUGUCCCCACUCGGGCCACUCCCCGCGCGCCCCGGCGGACCGCUGCUCUCCACGCGGCGCGCGCGCGUGGGACUCUGGCAGGGACUCCUCCGAGGGCGCGAUCGGGUCUCCCCACACAGGGCCCCGCGUCUUUGGAGGAAAUAUGGGAUGUAUAAAAUCAAAAAGGAAAGACAAUCUGAAUGACGAUGGAGUAGAUUUGAAGACCCAACCAGUACGUAAUACUGACCGAACUAUUUAUGUGAGAGAUCCAACGUCCAAUAAACAGCAAAGGCCAGUACCAGAAUCUCAGCUUUUGCCAGGACAGAGGUUUCAAACUAAAGAUCCAGAGGAGCAAGGGGACAUCGUGAUUGCCCUGUACCCCUAUGAUGGCAUCCAUCCCGAUGACUUGUCUUUCAAGAAAGGAGAGAAAAUGAAAGUUCUGGAGGAACAUGGAGAAUGGUGGAAAGCAAAAUCCCUUUCAACAAAGAGAGAAGGUUUUAUCCCCAGCAACUACGUAGCCAAAGUCAAUACCUUAGAGACAGAAGAGUGGUUUUUCAAGGAUAUAACAAGGAAAGAUGCCGAAAGGCAGCUUCUGGCUCCAGGAAACAGUGCUGGAGCUUUUCUUAUCAGAGAAAGUGAAACAUUAAAAGGAAGCUACUCUCUGUCCGUCAGAGAUUUUGACCCUCUGCAUGGUGAUGUUAUCAAGCACUACAAAAUUAGGAGUCUAGACAAUGGCGGCUACUACAUCUCUCCGCGAAUCACUUUUCCCUGUAUCAGUGACAUGAUUAAGCAUUACCAAAAGCAGUCAGAUGGCUUGUGCAGAAGAUUGGAGAAGGCAUGUAUUAGUCCCAAGCCACAGAAACCGUGGGACAAAGACGCUUGGGAGAUUCCACGCGAGUCCAUUAAGUUGGUGAAGAGGCUGGGCGCUGGCCAGUUUGGAGAAGUCUGGAUGGGUUACUAUAAUAACAGCACCAAAGUGGCUGUAAAAACCCUGAAGCCAGGCACUAUGUCUGUGCAAGCAUUCUUAGAAGAGGCAAACCUCAUGAAGACCCUUCAGCAUGACAAAUUGGUGAGGCUCUAUGCUGUGGUCACCAAAGAGGAGCCCAUUUACAUCAUAACUGAGUACAUGGCCAAAGGCAGUUUGCUGGAUUUCCUGAAGAGCGAUGAAGGCGGCAGGGUCCUGCUUCCAAAGUUAAUUGACUUUUCUGCGCAGAUCGCAGAGGGGAUGGCGUACAUCGAAAGAAAGAACUACAUUCACCGGGACCUGCGAGCGGCCAACGUCCUUGUUUCCGAGUCGCUGAUGUGCAAAAUUGCCGAUUUUGGCCUUGCUCGAGUGAUUGAAGAUAAUGAGUACACAGCAAGGGAAGGUGCUAAGUUCCCUAUUAAGUGGACAGCUCCGGAAGCAAUCAACUUCGGAUGUUUCACUAUUAAAUCUGAUGUGUGGUCCUUUGGAAUCCUCCUGUAUGAAAUCGUCACCUAUGGGAAAAUCCCCUAUCCAGGGAGAACAAAUGCAGACGUGAUGACCGCCCUGUCGCAGGGCUACAGGAUGCCCCGCAUGGAGAACUGCCCAGAUGAGCUCUACGACAUCAUGAAGAUGUGCUGGAAGGAGAAAGCCGAGGAGAGGCCGACAUUCGACUACCUGCAGAGCGUGUUGGACGACUUCUACACAGCAACAGAAGGGCAGUAUCAGCAGCAGCCUUAGAGCAUGGGGACGUGCGGGUCCCUUGAACAUGGAUAGCCACCUCAUUUUACAGGAAAAAAUAGCAGACGCUGGCCACACGGGUCAUUUCAUGUGCAUGGAUCAUCUGUCGUGCCGGGUUCCGGAAAGCCAAGGCUGAGUUACUCAGGAAGUUACCCUCUACACAUAAAAAAUGACUUUCUUUUCUGCUGAACUGCUGCCCAGUGGUUUGCAGCUAGGACUGCUCCUCAGCUGGACAUUUGCUCUGCUAGACCAAGAUCCAAAUACAGCCUUCCGAGGGAAAAACCCCAUCCUCCCCCAGAUGCACUUGCUCUGGCCCCAUGUUUACAAAGGUUCAGAGGCCAUCUCAACAAAUUCCAAAUAGUAGCACAACUAGACUCAUUUAUAAAGUUAAAAUGACCAGAUGCAUAUCAUGCUGCUCCUUUGUAUCUUCUCUCUGCUUUGGCUUAUUUGUUGAAAAAAAUUACUAAUCCAACCUCUUAGAUUUUGCAGGUGAAAGCAGCUUAAUGUCUUUCCCAGAUUUCAGUUUCUUUAUAGCCUCUGAAAUAUGAGAGUGCUACGUAUUUUCCUUCCUUGGAGACUGCACAGAACACCUAGGUUGGAAGCAGCAGAAUCAUUUUCCUACUCUCCCCUGUAGAGGUAUUUGUGAGAACGCAAAGCUGCUGUGUUUUGCAAUGUGGCUUGCAUCCACUGCAUCGGCUCAACCAGACCUCUGAGAAAAUGGAGAAGAUACCAGCAUCUUGCCUGAGAACCUGUUCUCCUUAAGAAGGCAUAUUUUUGACAAUCUAAGUUUUCAAUUCCAUGACUCCCUGAUACAGACUUUUUUGACAAUGUAGUUUGGAAAAACAAUGAAAGUCUAAUCUCUGCAGAACCUUAUGGGGCCUUCUAAAAAGGAAGCAUAAGAAUGUUCCUUAUUGCUUCAGAUGACUUAAAAAUUAUUUUAAUGAUCAAAUAUUAAUUUUACUUGUAUUCUAGAAGGUAAAUGCCAUAUUUUGGGCUAUUUUUGUGAUUUAGCAAUCUUUUCUAAAUUGUAUAAGAUGUGUGCAACUAUUUAUAUCCAAGGGUAGGGAGGAAAAUAAGUGACCACAGCUCAGUGAUGAUACACUGGGGCAAGAGAUUCAAGAGGUUUUGUUUACUAAAUUUUUCUACUGUAAGCUUUGAAUGGAAAAUGCUGUAUCGCAUCAUGUUUCACUUAUGCUCUCAUGUAUAUACCUAAUAUUUCUAUGUUUGAUUUUAUUUUAAUACACUGGCCCAAUGGCAUUUCAAGCUUUUUACUUGUGUUUAACAUUUCCAACUGUCAUCAACAUAAAAUUGGUACCAACCUGUGGAAAAAUGACGGAGGUGAUUCACCAUAGUAACAUGGUUUUAAAAACUUGUACAAGUUCUGCCUCAUCCUUUAGUCUUUUCAGAUUGGAGAACUGAGGAGUUAAUGGCGUGGACACCGGAACAUCCCAUUAUGGAGGCCGAACAGAAGGUGUUUUCAACUAGGCUUGACAGGCACCAUUAAAAUUUCAAUUUGGUUAUCUGUUGUCUAGGCCUUCGGUGCCAAGAGGAAAGGAUAAAGCAUUCCACUUUUCCACAAA
Molecule: messenger RNA, 3402 nt
Organism: Choloepus didactylus (southern two-toed sloth)
Lineage: Eukaryota; Metazoa; Chordata; Mammalia; Pilosa; Megalonychidae
Gene: LYN
Product: LYN proto-oncogene, Src family tyrosine kinase
Exons: 13
Coding region: 284-1822 (512 amino acids)
Biological process (GO): innate immune response; cell surface receptor protein tyrosine kinase signaling pathway; cell differentiation
Cellular component (GO): extrinsic component of cytoplasmic side of plasma membrane
Molecular function (GO): signaling receptor binding; non-membrane spanning protein tyrosine kinase activity; ATP binding
Source: RefSeq, a predicted model, not a curated record